AAGAGAGAGGAGAGAAACAUCCACAUUUGGGACCUUUGGAUAUGGACGACCAGUUCCUCUUCGCUCCGAAAGAGACUCUGUGUUUUUAGAACCUGACCACGGUUUAGACACAACACCCCUGUUGCUCCCCCAGCCCUCACCUUCACCCUCCCCUUCCCCCAAUGCCCCCAGAAUGGGCACCUGCGCUGUGGGUAGGAAUAGAGCCGGGUCAAAGGUUGGUCAUGACAGUAUAAGUGGGGGUAUGGUUUCUAAAUAUGACAAUGGGAAUGUUGGUUUGGUUUUAGUUGACAGCAAAUCUGGAUGUGGGCCCAGGUUAGUAGGUGAAGUUGGAUCUGGAAACAUGCCAGAGGCUGAUGUAAGGGCUUCAAUACAAGAACACCAUAGAGCUGAAAGUUGGAACAAAUAUGACAAUGGAUCUAGGGCUAGCAAUAAACAUGCUUCUGAAACAAGAAUGGGCUCCCAGGUAAAAACAAGACCAGGGGGACGUGAGUUAGAAGGUAAGGUACAGUCUGGGAUGGAGAUAGAAAAGACAGCUCCGGCUGUAAACAGGGAGUCUCACAGGGGAGGGACAAGGGGUGGAGAAAAUAAUGGAAGGAUCGCGACUAAACCAGAAUAUAUUUCUGAGGUUGUACCUCCAACUGUGAUAGACCAUGACAACAAGGUUGUGCCUAGAGAUAAAAUUGACAUGGGAACUGGACCAGGUCCAGGGAUGAAACCAGAGGUGGAGACAGUUAAGGUUGAGGAAAAAGCUAGUUCACAAAAAGUUGAGCACAGAACUGGAAGUGAAGCUGUAUGUGUAGCUAAAGUUAAUAAAGAGAUUGUUUCAGCACCAGAGUCCAAAAUAGAGGCUAAAGUUGAGACAGAUGUAAAGAUUUCUCCCCCAUCUCAGCCUGAGGCAGUGAAAGAAAAUAGAGUUAGUACUGACACAGGGACUAAAGGUGAGAUUGGAGUUGUCAGUGAAAGCCAGAACAGCAACCAGAAAACAGAUAAAGCACAGAUUAAAGACAUUGCUGGUGAUAAAACUGACACUACCUCUGCUGAUCAGGCAGAGAAAAUGUCUUUAGAUUCUGAAAACACUGAAUCUAGCCAUGUAGAGAAAAGUUCCAGAUCCCAGAAGUCCAAGUCAUCCAAGUCCAGCUCCAGGACUCGACCUGGCACUGCCACAGGGCUACGACCAGGUGUUGUUGCAAGUCCUCGGCUGAGCAGGGGGCUUGGAGAUCUUGAGUCAGCAGGCCCCCUGAAGGUAUUGAGUCCACAUGGCCACGGCGCAUUAUGGUCAGGAAGAGGACUGUUCGGCAGGGUGGGGCACUUCACAACCUCCCUAUUCUGCCCCCACUCCCCUCAGUCCUCUCAGCAUUGGAGAAGAGGCGCCCACAUGGUCACCUUCACCCCCGUACUGGCCACUUCUCAGAAAACCCACUAACAACCUGUAUAAAUUCAACAAGUAUGGUGGGACGAUGCUCACUUAAAGAGCCUUCCCAUGCAGAUCUUGGACUUGGAGCCAAUUUGGUGGGCAGGGCUUCCCUGAAAGAGCAGAACUUGGAGCACUGGCGAGUCUGCAGAGAGCUGGAAGAAGCAAAGAGAUCCAGGAGCAAGGAGAAAAAAGCAGAGCAGAGUAAAGAGAAGGCUGAGAGGGAGGAGAGAAAGAGUAAAGAAGAGAUCAGGGAAGAGGAAAGAAAAGAAGAAAGAGGCUCAAAGGAGGAGAAGGUGGGUAGGGAGAAAGAAAGGGUUGCUGUCAGUGAGGGGUUGGGGAAGGACACCAAACAACCAAAGUCAGAAAGAAAAGGGGAAGGGAAAGAAAACAAAAAAGAAGACAUGAAAAAGGAAAAGGUUGUAGAAAUACAGCUUGAAAAGAUAGAGGACAGUGAAAUGAAGAUCAAGGGUGGAAUACAAGACAAGCAUGGUCAAGAGUUGGAAGUAGCUCAAAUAAAAAAAGAAUAUGGUGAAAUGGAAGGAGGAGAAGGAGAGGAAGGGAUGGAGGGCUGGGAUGAUGUCCUUGAGAUGGUCACCACGUUGUGGGAUGAAGGCUGGGAUAAAGGGGAAGCGGCAGCAGGAGAAGGAGAUACAGACUCUUUCUCAGGAUCCCUGCAGCGUUGGCCUCUCCUCCGGCCCCCAAUUGGCUUUGGGGGCUCGCAUCCCCCCUCCUCGGCAGCCUCAGAGCUCAGCCUGACGGAGAUAGAAAGGAGAGCUAGGGAGCUGGACUCUGACCUGGAGCACCUAGACCUGUCUCAGCCCCAGCGGGACACUCAGGAUGAAUACCAAACACUUCUGGAGCCACAGAGGGAACGAGCUGACAUGUACCAAACACAUCCUGGGCCACAGAGGGAGAAAGUCCCUGCAUUUACAGGGGUUGCGAGUAGAUCGCAGGUCAGUUUGGAGCUGAGCACAAUGGCCUCACCUGCUACAGACACAGACAGACAUCCUGCUGACUGGUCAACCAAAUCUGCUGGGAACUCCACUGUUGUUACAAGCUCCAUUAAGGAGGACAGCUCUCCAGACUCUAACCUAACAUUGGAGUCCGACUCCAGUGGCAUCUUCAUGUCCUUAUCCAAUCAGAGCCAGGAAGAGGCCGGUUCUGACAGUGACCAGCAAAUCAGUGGCUCUGACUUAGGCAGCAGUAAUACAUCACUGGAGAAAUACGGUGAUGAAGGAGGUCUAAAGGAGUGGGGGAGGGAGGAGAGUGCAGAGCUAGAUUGGUGCUACCCAUCACUCCUUAACACCUCCUUGCAGGAAGAUACUGAAGGCAAUGCUGAAAGAGAAGAACCAGGACGUAAAAAGAUGGAGGGAGCGGAAGAGAAAAGCAAAGAAGAGACCGGAAGGAGAGUUGGUAAGAUAGGAACUGUUUCAAUCAUUAGGGCCCCACUCAACCAUGGCCACAGUGAGGUCUCCACAAAUUUUAAUGCCCCUCUAAGUGAAGAAAUACCAUCCAGAAAAAAAGUAACCCUCAAGAGAGAAGACACACCUCUCCCUUUAUCUCCCUCAAAACAACAAAUCAAACACCUGCUAGAUCCUAAUCAGAAGCCUAUCAGAACCUUUGGAUUGGACUGUGGUGACAUAGAUCCUUUUGUCCAAUCAGACAGCUUUGUUUACCUUGCUGUGUCUGCAAGACCUGGCUGUGGUGAAGUCACCAAAGUGACAGAGGUUCCCACCCAUGUUUUAAAAAAAGACAUUGUACAGCAACAUUAUGAUAGCAUGAAAUCAAAUUUGAACCAGACAAAUACAGAAGGGGAUGUCAAGCCAACUCACCUUACAACACAAAAACCAGAGGAAGGAGAUUUUCUUUGCACUGACAGCUUUGUCUACCUUGCUGCUCCACAAUGCCUCCUACUGGGCCCUGCAGGAAGCACACAGUACAGCGGCAGGGAGUCAGACUCAGAGAGUUCAGAAUCUGGCGCAGCUGAUGUGUCAGUGCUGGGUUGUGGAUCAGUGGCAGGGGAUAGUGACUGGGACUCAGACUUGUCGGACUCUGAUCCUAGUCGCUCCUCAAGAAUCUCUGCAGCUGCUAACAAAUCUGGUGGCAUAGCUCCACCCAAACGGCUGCCAAAUGAACCGGACUGGGACAUGUUAGGAGACACCCCAGAACCCGAAGUGCCGAGUGAGGUUUUCACAGGAGAGGACAGAAACAACAAUGGGGAAGAACAGAGGGUUACCGGGGUCACCACCAUGGCAGGGGCACAAGCCAUUCCCAGGGCAACUAGGGCUGUUACUACGCAAAUGAGGCAGUCGACAACAGUUGAGUCGUCAACGUCUAAGGUGACUUGGCAGUUUAAACCAGCCCAGAGAUCAGUCUGCACAGGGAGCAGAAAGGAGAAAGACAAGGAAAUGACAUCAUCAAGGUUCACAGAAUUUGGUGGGGACGAUAGACCUCCCCCUUCAUCUUCAUCUUCUUCAUCCUCGUCACCCUCCUCAUCCUCCUCUGGUUGAUUUGUGAAGGACUUUUUUUUCCAUCUUCUUGGAAGGAGCUUUCAUUGCCUGAAACCCGGAUGAUUGCACAAAGGUAGAGAAGAUCUUAAAUUUAUCAAAAAGAAACUGAUGGCUGGAACCACUACAGCUUUUUUCGCCUGUAGAUUUUUGAAUCUUUCAUCAAGCUGCUGCCAUUGCCUUUUUACAACCUUUUAAAGGCUGCGUAAGACUAGUUUAUCGUUGCAUUUUCACAGACCAGUCUAAUCAACAUUGUUCAUACAUUUUAAGACAGUAUGAGACUCAGGCUAAACAGACAACUUCAGGUUGAGAUUAUAUGGAAUAAUGGCCUAUGCUUGAACACUUAGGCAAGAUAUGCUGUCUGGUUUUUAUCAUUGGCCAUAUUUUGAAAUGCAGGGUUGAUUUACUAGUUACACACUCACUUUAUUCUAUUUCUAACUAUAAAUAUGACAAGUUCUUUAAGUUUAAAAAAACAUCAUCAUUAUUAUUGAAUGUACCUUACAGGACAUACACAACUAUACACAACAAAUUCACAAUAAAACAGAACUCAAGUAAUUGGCAUUCUUAAUUGGCUAUGACGUAAGGAUUUAAACAGUACCACCAUGUUGGACUUGACAGAAAGUAGUCAGAAAGUUAGAGAAACUAAUUUGAGACAAUCUCCGACAUGUGCUGAUGUUUAAUGACCCGACAAUGUAAAUUUGACUCAGGCCUUCUAACAUAUAACCUUUACUUUUAAUGUUAUGCCUUUCUUUUACACCCAACCCUAAACCUUACUUCUUUAUUUAAACAUAUAUAUACUUUAAGAACUUAAUUUUAAAAACUGACAGAGGUCAAACUUUACAGUGUACAAUGUAUUUUAUAAUCACAUCCAACUUUAAAAUGUAUUUAACAGUGUGUCAAUAAUAUAUUUUAAACUUUGAGAUAAUUAUAGAGCGAAUUAUACAUAUAAUGAAUGUGGAAACCGGAACAAAUAAUGGAGGGAUGUUAGUAAUAACAUGUGAAUGUUUUAUUUAUGAGAUAGAUUUGUGAAUGUAAUAUUCGAGCAAUAUGCUAUAUCCUAUGUUUCAUAUGUGAAAGUGUUGCCUGGGUGAUGUACAUAAUAACGGCUGGGUUUCAUUUUAUUUAUACAGCCAAAUACUAUUUGUUAAUACAGUCUUACACCCAUUCAAAGGUUAUAUGUGUAACAUUUUCAAACAUCAAAUCAUCAUCAGGUACAAUUACUCUAUACAAUGAGGCCACUGUUGAGAUGAUUGAUAGCCUUUGUCUCACACCAGUGUUAUUUUUAGAGCUGGUGUUUUCUCUAAAGAUUUAGCUCUCCCAUAAUCCCAUCUGUGGCAUCUUUACUGAAGAGGAUCAGCAUGAGGACAGGUUGAGCCCUGAUUGUGCUUAAAGUGAAAACAAACCAGGAGAUGUCCCUUUAAAUCCUCAGUUAUAGCACACACUGUAAUAUGCAGUGCACAGGCUGUUUGAACUGCCAAUCAACCCAGCAGUGGUCUCACAGUUGAUUAAUUACAGACAUGUCUUACAAUUAAUGUGGUAAUUAUUUACUGAUGAUAAAAGUGAUGCACAUUACACUUUUAAAUGAGAGCACAGUGAUAUCGGAUUUGUCAUCCUUUUACAAAUGUUGCAGAGUCAAAGAUGGCAGGUGAACAAGUUAUUGUCACUAACACAAUAAGGGUUCGUGUGGUUAUGGGGGCUGUGUGGGAGGUCAUGGCCUGACGGGCAAAUUGCUUCCGAAGCAAGUUGCUAUUUUAAACUUGCACUUAAAUUUCAAAGUAGACAUGUUACUGUUUGAGCUAUGAUACCUUCAAGGCAAUGUCUCUUAGUGUGUCACAAGUGUUGACAGUGGAGGUAAUGCCACUGGAAUUUGGAGGUUGGAAUCUAUCGUGGCCAUUUCUUGAUUUAGAUAAGUGGGGUGUGAAGCUGUGUUUUUUAUUUACAAAAUAAGAACUGUUGCCUUGUGCAGCUUUAACUGUUUUACAUGAACUGUGAAAUUCUCUGCCAGUCCUUGUUCUCGGUAAUGAGGCUCAAUGUAAAACCAACAGGAUUUGGCAGGGCUGAAAAUGCACCUGUCAGGUUUAGCGACUGAUUUAUUUCUGGUUCUUUUGAACACUGAUUUACAUGCACAUCCACAGAGGUAUUAAGUGCUCCAUUAGCAUGUCUGUAUUUUUGAGGGGCUGCAGGAUUGUCAGAAUGUCUUCAGAGUUGAAUGUUAAUCAGGACUGAAUUAGUGACAAGCAGAGGUGGCUGCUUUUUAUUCUUAACCAUGCUUAUUAUUUUUAACAUUUCUUUUCUUGAUAUUUAAUAUCCACUUGCACCUAAAGUCAGCAGUCUCAAAGUAUAAAAAGUGGGCUGAGGGGACUUUUUGGCACGGCCAAUCAAAAUGUUUAACGUGAGCACAAGUUUGCUGUUGGGACCCCUUUGGAGCCCCCAUGGAAGGAGAACCAUACUAAUAAUCCUGUGCUGGAAAAACACGACCUAUCUACAGGUUUCCUUUGUCAGUUUUUGGUAAUAUGAAAAAAACUGUUACGCUUACGGAUUCCAUUUACAAAUAACCAGCGUCCUGUCUCUAACAAUGGGCAGAAUUAAUUGAUGAUUGUACUUUUUUAACUACAUUUUCUCUAAAAAUUCACAUAGAAAUAAAAAAAAAUAAGUAUGAAAUGAAUUGAGCAUGCCCAUUACAUGUAGCACAACCUGUAGGUGAGUAAAAAUACCCCUCUUUAUGCAGGGGUUGCAUGAAAUAUGUGUUUGCACACACACAUAUGGACAGUAUCCACUAAUCAUAUCUACUUUAACUUUAAAAUGUAACACAACAAAGUGGAAACAUUUAAAUAUGUCAUAGUGAUGAAUUAAAAGUGCUAACAAAAGAAAAUGUGCAAUACUGAAAUGUUAAAAAAGUUACUAGCAGCUUGUGCGACUGAGCAGGUUGAUUUCACCAUAAGUCCCAAUCUGACGAGCAAAAAGCCAAUUUAAGUUUACGCUUUAUGGGUGGCACCAGGGGUUUCCAAUCAGAUUUCAAGGUGUCCCAUGCCAACCCUCCAGACACGCUCCUGGAUGUUGCAUCUAAGUCCAGCCAUGAGUCAAAAAGACCCCAUUUCAUUAUAACACUUUUUUUCUCCAUCUAUGGUACACCACUUUUGAUUAUUUUUUAAUCAGGAAUCAAAAACUAUAUUUUCCAUCUUUUUAAUUCAAUUGCUACGUUAACCAUUUUUAGUUUUUGGUUGCAUAGAUAACACUCGCUCCAAGCUCUUUGACAAAGCCUGUCUGUUUUUAUCAAGACUUUAAUAACACUUAUUAAACACAGCCCAAACCUCCAUACUUUAUCUGAUCACCAAUGGUUAAUCUACACCCUGCUGCCAAUUACAAGUCAGGAACUCCAGUGGCCAUGGGCUAAACUUUAAUUAUUAACCCCUUUACUGCUUUUUUGGGCUAGAAAAUGUGUACAAUGCAAAACUGCAAAAAGCAUUCUAAUAUUAAUUUAAUUAUCGUAAAACAGUGAACCUGAAACUAGCCAUGUGAGGCAUCCAGACUUCAAUUUGGGAUUUAAAAGUAUAAAAUGGAUUUUUUCUGUCAGCUGCAUGCCUUCAUUUUCUCUCUGUAUUUGGAAGUAGCCAAGCUCACAGUGUGAUAAUCUGCAGUUUGGACACAUACCACCCACAUUUCACAUAUGAGCAAUAUAAAGAAAUGAAGCGGGUGAAUGUGUUAUGAGAGACCUAAUUUUUACAGAGGUAUUUUUAUUUUAUCUCUUUGUUUGUAUUUUAAAGAUUUAAUGCAUGAAAAUGGCUGAAGAUCAAGUUAAAAGGAGCCAAUUUGUAUCCUGCAGCUCCACAGUUGACAAUGUUUCUUGUAUCAAAUCAUUCUAGCUAUGGCAUCCCAAUUUUGAUCAUGUAUGGAAAAGCUCUGUUUGAGGCUGGCUGUUUCUUUGAAAUGGGAAAAGGCCACUGCAUUUGUAAAGCCACCUGGACUAAAUGUCAGUUGGUCCACAUCGCCUUGACGUCACACGGACUCUAGUGGCUCUAAAAAGGCUUUUUACAUGAAACUGUUUAUUGAAUGUGACCUGUGUGGAUUUUUUUCUCCAAUGUAUUAUACAAUUGGCAUUAUUAUGUGUAGCACUUGAAACAUGCUUUCUAUUGGAUAAUGACAUAUUCAAACCCUGCUGCUUUUCAUGUCUGUUGGAAGGAUUUUUAUGUCCAGGUUAUGAAACUUUAAAGUUCACCAAUUGGACCAAAUGAGGUGAGUGUACAUUUUUAUCAAAGAAAUCUUUGAUUUGCUCGCAUCAAACUGUGGUAAGACAUCUAGUUUCACUGUGACAUACUGAGGAAAAAUUACUGUACACAUCUUUUGUAAAAAAUAAAACAAAAAAUCCAGUAAUACCAGGCCAUAAUACUUUGCUGUUCAUGUUAACGCUGAUCACUGUUGAAGCUUAGUGGUGAUUAAGAACUAAGACCUGAGAGAUUUUCUUAAGUGGAAAUUCAUGAUUUAUGUAAAAUCUUAUUGUGUGCUGUAUUCACAAGCCUUGUUGAAACGCAUUAAUGUACAAAUAAAGACUAAACUUGAUGGUGUAAUGUGA
Molecule: messenger RNA, 8491 nt
Organism: Labrus bergylta (ballan wrasse)
Lineage: Eukaryota; Metazoa; Chordata; Actinopteri; Labriformes; Labridae
Source: RefSeq, a predicted model, not a curated record